This is a messenger RNA of Pichia kudriavzevii, 2052 nucleotides long. RefSeq lists its product as uncharacterized. The coding region runs from base 1 to 2052 and encodes 683 amino acids. The transcript has a single exon. The record is from RefSeq and is a predicted model, not a curated record. Gene Ontology annotation, molecular function: RNA binding. Lineage: Eukaryota; Fungi; Ascomycota; Pichiomycetes; Pichiales; Pichiaceae.
AUGCUAGAAUCUACAACAGAAUUUAGAAAUACGUUCAAAGAAUUAGGUAGUUUAAAACCACCGGGAGUAUCCGGCUCAAGAAUUAAAAACUUGAAGGAUUAUUUCCUUUCCCAUGUUGACGAUGAAGAUAACCUAGUAAAUAUUCUAAUCGAAGAAUAUAAUCAAAUCCCCGUAUCUAAUAAAUUAGGUCCAUUAUAUGUUAUUGAUGCAAUUACAAGAGGUUUAAUCGACGAAUGUGGUAGUAAUGUAGAAAUUAACGCAGACGCUCCAAACGGUACCGCUCCUGCAGCAAUUUAUAAAAUCAGUGAAAAAAUUGAAGAUUGGCUAAAUGAUGCUAUACCAAUGGCUAAUGAUGACGUUAAAGAUAAAAUCUGUAAAUUAAUAGACAUUUGGAUUAAUUGCUCUACUUUUAGAAUUGAAUUAUUGAAUAGUAUCAAGGAGAAAUAUUUUAAGACUUUUACCCCUCCUGGUACACCACCUAGAAAGAAGGCUCAAUUAUCGACAUCAACCUCAACCUCAACAACAAAUGACGGGGGCUCUACCAAUUCGUCCAUUAACAAAGAUCCAACUUCUGUUUUACAAGCUUUGGCUAAUUUGGCAAAGAGCACCUCCAAAUCAAAUAACGCCAAUAAUACAUCCAACACUUCUCCCUCUUCUUCUACCAUUACUACUACGAAGAAAAACGACACAAAUGCUACAAACUCAGUAAACAACUCUAUUUCUUCCCCACCUUCUUCAUCAUCAAAUAUAUCUAACGAUUCAAACGCUUCCAAUCCAAAUGCAAUUUUCCAACUGCUACAAAAUAUGAAUAAAAUGACAAACACUCCAAGUAAUAAUCAAUCUAAUGAAGAUACUUUCAGAGAUAGGAAUGAUAGAGGUCGAGGAAGUGGUCAUACUAGUUCCUCAAAUAGUAAUUCUUCUUAUAAUGACCGGAAGAGAGAGAGAUCACCAAAUCGUGAUAGUAAUAAUAAACCAGGCCAUGAUGGUGAAAGAAACGAACCUAGUAAUCCACAUUUCAGACCAAAGAAAUCUUUUAUUGAUAAUACCAUCCCUCAAGGCUGUAUUAAUGUUUAUUCUAGAACCAUCUUUAUUGGUGGGGUUCCACAUUCGAUGGAUGAUUAUCAAUUAAUCCAAACUUUAAAACCCUAUGCGGAAGUUCAGACUUGUAUCAUAAAUACCGCAAGAAAGCAUGCAUUUGUUAAAGUAUAUUCAAGAGCCGAGGCCGAUCAGGUUAUCCAGGCCUUUUCUGUGUCACACCCUUCUGGUUUACGUGCCAGAUGGGGAGUUGGUUUUGGUCCAAGAGAUUGUUGUAAUUACCAAACAGGUAUAUCUACAAUUCCAAUUCAACGGUUGACCGAUGCUGAUAGGAAAUGGAUUUUAUCUGCAGAAUGGGGUGGUACGACUCCAGAUUUACCCUUACAAAGUGGGUUGUUUAUCGAAGAGCCUGAUAUUGAAGUUGGUCACGGUGUAUCAUCGAAAUCCAUAUCAAGGAAAAUGCCAACAAAUUCGGCAUUUAAUGGUCCAAAGUCUGAUAAUAGAGGGCAUAACAAUAAUGGAAAUAAUAAUAACAAUCAUGGUGGUUACAACAACCAAAGAUUCAAUCCAAACCAUAUGCCUUUAAAUGGUAGCUAUGGCCAUAAUCAAUUCAUGCAGCCACCGAUGCCACAGCAACCAAUGAUGAGCGGGUAUCCUCAACCAACACCACCUCAACAUCAUCAGCAGUUCCCACCUAUGGGUGGUGCUCCGCCACCGCAUGGAAUGCCGCCAAUUCCAGGAAUGGGCUCUCCACAGAUGAAUAUGCCCGGCAUGAACAUGAACAACCAACCACCAAUGGAUCAGUCGCAAAUGAUGCAAGCAAUGAUGCAAGCGAUGUCUCAAAUGCAGAAUCAACAAGGUGGCUUACCACCGGCGCAAGCCCAAGCACUACAAGGAAUGAACAGUGCACCAAAUUCAGGUAAUGGUAGUAAUGGUACACCAGAUAUGAAUGCAAUGUUCCAAGUCAUGGCUAACAUGAUGCAACAGCAGCAACAACGUCCGCCAUCUUCACAGUAG